AUGAUCAAGAUCAACCCCGUCAUUGUACACAUCCUUCUCAGCCUCGUGCUGCUUGGGAUCGCCAUCGGCGUCCACGUCCACGCCUCAUCCUUAUCCCUCCCCAUCUCGCCCGCCGUCUCCAUCCUCACCAUCCUCCUCCCCGUCUCCGGGUUUCUGAUCAACAUAUUCUACUCUCUCCACGGUCCAAUUUCGUCGUCCUCCUCCAACAGAGUUGCCAAGCUCGCCCCGUUGAUCAUCCAGGUGCUCCAAGGCCUCGCAACAACCAUCCUCGCGACCAUCCUCUUCGAGACGAUUCUGCCCUCCUCCACUUUGGAUUGUAUGCUCGAAACACAGUGGAUGCACAUGUUUCGCGCCCAUGAUUCCCGCGGGAUACAGAGUAUUCAAGAUGCGUACGACUGCUGUGGGCUAAACACGAUCCUGGAUCGGGCCUAUCCGUUCCCUCCAGGGAAAGCGAACAGAUGCGCCGAGAGAUAUGAGCGGAGUGCUGCCUGCAAAGGGCCAUGGAGAGGAGCACUUCAGAAGACUUUGGGUGUAGAUUUAAUUGUUGUGAUCGUAGUCGGUCUUAUACAGGUCAAGAUAAUUUGUCUCGUCCUUGUCAAGGACGGCAUGGGCUCAUGGAAUGCCUGGGGCAAAUAUCAUCGAGGCCAAACAGAUGAUCAUCAUGAGAGCCGUCGUUCCCUGUUGCCGGGGCCAGAGAGAUCUAUUGUAGAGGAAGAAGAGACUCCAUCAGAACGGUCCAACAAGGGGAAAGGGGCACAGGGGUAUGGAAGCCUAACUUAG
Fusarium falciforme is the source of this 780-nucleotide messenger RNA. RefSeq lists its product as hypothetical. The transcript is spliced from 4 exons. The coding region runs from base 1 to 780 and encodes 259 amino acids. The record is from RefSeq and is a predicted model, not a curated record. NCBI's taxonomy places the organism in Eukaryota, Fungi, Ascomycota, Sordariomycetes, Hypocreales, Nectriaceae.